UUGCAGAGUAUCGUCUGCUAUCAUCAAAGAGACAAUAAAACAAUUUCGUUGAUUCAAAUCAUCACCUUCGAAGUGAUCUCAGGUGGUAAUGAAUUCUUCUGUGGCUUAAUUUCAGGGAUGUAACAGUUGGGGUAGACCAUGUUUGCGCUUUAACGAACAACACCGGAGUCGCAAUGUGCUGGGGAUUGGCUGGAAAUAGCUUCCCCUCACCAUCACAAGAUGAAAACUUUUUGUCUAUUACAUCUGGGGAAGGAUUUUCUUGUGGGAUUCUGAGCAGCAAUAGUAGGGUUCGAUGCUGGGGGAGUGAUAACCCAUCUGCUACAGAUCUUGAAUACCAAUUUAAGGAUUUCUCAAUGUACAGUUUAGUUGCAGGGAACUCUCAUGUUUGUGGAUAUAACAUGGAUGGGUAUCUCAUUUGCAGAGGAAGAAACGAUACAGGGCAAUUGGGGAAUCCAGACAGAUUUUCGAAACCAUUCGAGUUUUCUGUGUUGGCAUUGGGUAUAAUCCAUAGUUGUGGGAUUAGAUUAUGGGAUAAAGAAGUUGUGUGUUGGGGAGGAAAAGGAGAAUUUUCAAGUAAUGUGACAAAGGGUAUUUCAUUUGAGACAAUUGUGGCUGGUACAGGGUAUACUUGUGGAGUAGUAAGUAAUGGUUUCAAUUUGAUUUGUUGGGGAGCUGUGUGGAAUAAUGAGAAGGUUUAUGUUCCUAAUUUUCCUAGGAUUGCUCCAAGUCCUUGUGUUCUUGAUAACUGUCCCUGCAAACCAUAUGCCAAUUCCGGAAAUAUUUGUAUGAGUGGGCUUACUAUGUGCAUGAGAUGCUGUCCUAAGAUUUAUAUUUGCUUCUGA
Molecule: messenger RNA, 842 nt
Organism: Telopea speciosissima
Lineage: Eukaryota; Viridiplantae; Streptophyta; Magnoliopsida; Proteales; Proteaceae
Product: putative serine/threonine-protein kinase-like protein CCR3
Exons: 2
Coding region: 174-842 (222 amino acids)
Source: RefSeq, a predicted model, not a curated record